Xiphias gladius (swordfish) is the source of this 1983-nucleotide messenger RNA. Its product is annotated as killer cell lectin-like receptor subfamily B member 1B allele A. Lineage: Eukaryota; Metazoa; Chordata; Actinopteri; Istiophoriformes; Xiphiidae. The transcript has 7 exons. The record is from RefSeq and is a predicted model, not a curated record. The coding region runs from base 116 to 1123 and encodes 335 amino acids.
AGUCAACUGUACUGGGGAAACAAUCACUUCUCGUAUUAUGUUGCUCCGCGGUUAAAUUACGGAGGCAGUUCUCUGUCCACGAGUCAGAGUAGCCCGACAGAGGACAACGGUAGCGAUGGCGGAGGAGGACGUCAGCUAUGCUUCAGUUGUAUUCAAGACCAAAAAAAAUCCCCCACCUGUAGCUAUAAAAGAAGAGGAAACUGUGUAUGAUGAAGUGAACAUGCGAGGCAACAUAUCCCAACCGGCUGUUGACAAAAAUGACAAGGGAGCGAACAACAGACGAGGCCACUUUCAGCAGGUGGCUUGUGCUUUUGGGAUUACUUGUGUCAUUUUGCUGAUGGGCAUUGUGGCAGUCUCUGUCUACCUUACUACAUUAAGUCAUGAGAAUGAUACAAGCGAGCUGAGCCAGUUAAAAGACAACCAAACGACUCUACUGGCUGAAAAUCACAACCUCACAAACCUCAACAACAAACUCAUUUCAGAGAACGAAAACUUGAGGAGAGACCACAACGAUCUAAAAGUUCAGUUUGACAACCUGACACUAUCCUAUAACGUCUCAGAGAGCAAGAUCACAAACCUGACUGUAGAAAACCAGGACCUGAAGGCACAGUGGAACAACUUAACCCAACAACUACGAAACAUGCAGACAAAUUUGAAUGAGCUCAACGUCACUCGAGCUCAAUGGAGCAUCAAUGCCUACUGCCCCAAACAACAAACCGGAAGAAAGUGUGAACCUUGUCAGGACGGCUGGCUACUCUCCCAGUCCAGCUGUUAUGCGAUUAAUGACCCCGAACCCAAAGAUCAGAAAACCUGGGAAGAAGCUCAACAAAACUGCAUAGGAAAGAAUUCAGAUUUGGCUGUUGUACUUAAUGACAAGGAGAAGAGAUUCAUCAGUGAUAAAAGCUGGGGCAGUUCUGGAACCAACGGAUACUGGAUUGGCCUGAGAGUUGAAGGUGGGACAUGGAAGUGGUUAGAUGGACGUAAUCUCACUAAAAGCUCCUGGAUACAACGACCUCCUGAAAAAGAUCACUGUGCAAUUUCUGUCAAAGACCGGGGAUGGGAAUCGGUGAGCUGUAGCGUCAAACACCGAUGGAUCUGCAAAAAGGCGGCUUUAUCUGUUUAAACACUGCAGUCAAACUUGAGAAGGUUACUGGACACUCUCUAAACAUUAAUUACAUGUAAGAUACUGUCAACCGGCUUAUAAAUACCAAAUUAUGGAGAACUUUGGGCAUAAUUUUUAUUUUUGAAAAACAAAAAUUGAAAAUUUAAUGGUGGAUGCAACUUUGGCAGUGACAGAAUAUGCAUCUGGACAGGAAAGGCAGUCAUACAUGUACCUAGCCUGGAGGCUGUACACCUUUACUUGACUGUUGGUCAUUCGCUAAACAAACAGCCUUAAGAGUCACAGUUAUCGUACACUGAGUAAAAUUGAAGAUGGCACAGCUUUGCUAAACUAUUAACUCAUAAUAGGAGCAGUUAUAAAUCAGAGAUAAGCUACUUCCACAACAGGUCUUCUAAUACUUUAUUAAUUGUAACUGUGAAUUCACAUAAUGUUGAAUGUUGACCACUGAACACAUUUAACAGUAUAAGCAUUUGGGCACUUUCAUUGAUGAUAGGUUGAAUUAUAAAUGCCAAUGCUAAAAAUUGCUAGGGCAACACAUUUUAGUUUUUCAAAGGAGACCCAGAACUUUUAGUAUUAACGGAUCUCUACUAUUACUAUUCCUCAAGACUUUUAUUCAGAGUGUAUUGACCUUCUGCGUCCAAGUGUUAUGGACAGAAUUGACACCAGAGAUCAAACUGGACAAGUUCGUAAGAUUGUGUAGCAAGAUUGUCACAACAAAUGUGCAGCAUCGGUGAAACGAGAGAUUUACACGACAAGCUUAUUCGCUGAAUUAAAGCAAGUAACAUCUGUGAAUAUAGACCUUUCUACAGUGUAACAUACAUACAGUCCCCGUGCAGCUUUUAACUGCUUAAUAAAGGUGAACU